Messenger RNA from Suillus subalutaceus, 1132 nucleotides. RefSeq lists its product as uncharacterized. Lineage: Eukaryota; Fungi; Basidiomycota; Agaricomycetes; Boletales; Suillaceae. The transcript is spliced from 3 exons. The record is from RefSeq and is a predicted model, not a curated record. Bases 95 to 961 code for a protein of 288 amino acids.
GGCGGCAAUCAUCCUACAUUAGUUAAGGUUUGUUAUAAAAAUGCUUCAACGCUCUUCAACAAAUAAAUCGUAGCACUAUGUAGUGUUUUCGAGUAUGGCAUCAGUUUUCAGUCUUCCUGAACCGCUCCAGAAGUUUCUCAGCAAGUUCCCCCUGCACACUUACCCGCCAAUUCCGGCCACCUCAAGACGUCCUUUGCAAAAGCCUACGCUAUGGAUUGCACCUCCUCGAACGACGGCAGUCGACCAAACCUCUAACUCCGAUAUUUUAAGCACAGACGUCGAGUGUCUGAAAUGGCAGGCAUAUAUCGCUUUGCGUGGGGUCACUGACAUCGCUGCACGGUGGGACAUCUCUCCAGAAGGUGGAAUCGAUGGUCGUUUGCCUUGUCUACAUACUCCUUCGUUUGGAGAUGCUAGCAGUGAGCUGUUAGCACCACGCUCUAUUCCUGGUUGGGUGGAUGGACGAGUUGGCGGUGGGAACGAUUCUCUCAAUGGUUACAGUGAUGAAACACUCAAAGACGAGAGCCACGCAUGGGUCUCCUUGCUCGAGGGAAUAGUACAUACUGCUUUGACUCUAUCAGAACCUCCACAACCUGCUCUCUCUCAACUCUUCCGGACAGCCUCCGCUGGAGGGAGGGCCUUAGCAGCCACUUUCAGCCCACCACCUGCUCCUCUGACUGGCUUGAGCUCAGUACUACCAUCGUAUGGAACAAACAUUACACUCUCAUCCAUUCAAGGACAGUAUGCGGAGGCCAUCGCUUCACUCUCGGAACGGCUUGGAACUGACAAAUGGUUCCUUGGCUCAGAAAAUCCCACUGCCUUGGAUGCACUUGCAUUCGCGUACCUACACUGUCUUUUGUAUAGCAUGGACAGCACGAGAAUCGAGGUCACUCGACGCGUGAACCUUGUUGCCUGGGAACAGAGAGUACGGACACAAGUAGAGGCAGCGUUCACUGUGGCCUAGUGAUCUGAUUCAUGGAUUCAGGCAUAUAAAAUCCGUUACUACUGGCAUUCAACCUCCAGAACAAAAAUAUAUCUAAAUGAUAGUUAUAUCUUGGUCUUUCCGUUGACGACCUUGUGACCAUUGGGUUUUCCUUGAAACCUUUUCGCAAGCGCAGCUAUCAUCUUGGUGAAC